GUUUCACAACGCGGUAUAUUUUCCCCCUCACACUCUCUCUGCUGAACUGAAGCUCCCACAGAAGGUAGCGCUAUCCGUUCUGCUCAGAGCGCUUUCCCCGUGCGGCCACCCAAAACCCCACAAGAGACGGCAAAACUAUAACGCAUCGGCCGCACUCUGGACAAAAGACGGAGCCGGUGGAAGAAUUUUCGCUUGCGAAUAACCAGGAAGGUAAAAGGUAGCUGCGUUCUGGCAGGAAUGCAACAUGACCUGGCGGGGUUGGGAAUUUCAACUCUUCGGCCAGGUAGCCAGCUGAAGCGCACGCCGCGCCCUCCCCCAUGUUCGGCCCGACACUUCCAUGGACGGCAAACGGGGGCCGCCCGCUAAUUCUGACGCCUCCGGCAGCUCGUCUCUAAGGUAACGCCGCUCCCGCCGGUGGGACGAGGGACAGAGAGAGAGGGAGAGAGAGGAAGAGCGAGCAAGAGAGAGAGAGAGAGAGGAGGGAUUUUUAAAAAAUGCCGGCCGGGCUUCGGGCCUUGCUCCUGAUGGCGCUCUCCAGGGGAGUGGUCCUGCUGUCGCCGGGCGACCCCGGCUUCGCCCGCAAGGACAUCAAGAUCGACGGGGACCUGGUGCUGGGCGGGCUCUUCCCCGUGCACGAGAAGGGCCAGGGCAUGGACGAGUGCGGGCGCGUGAACGAGGACCGCGGGAUCCAGCGGCUGGAGGCCAUGCUGUUCGCCGUCGACCGCAUCAACGCCGACCCCGCCCUGCUCCCCGGCGUGUCCCUGGGAGCCCACAUCCUGGACACCUGCUCCCGGGACACCUACGCACUGGAGCAGUCCCUGGAGUUCGUGCGCGCCUCGCUCACCAAGGUGGACGACACCGAGUACAUCUGCCCCGACGGCUCGUACGCCCUGCAGGACGGCAGCCCGCUGGCCAUCGCCGGCGUGAUCGGCGGCUCCUACAGCAGCGUCUCCAUACAGGUGGCCAACCUGCUGCGGCUCUUCCAGAUCCCCCAGAUCAGCUACGCCUCCACCAGCGCCAAGCUGAGCGACAAGUCCCGCUACGACUACUUUGCCCGGACGGUGCCGCCCGACUUCUACCAGGCCAAGGCCAUGGCCGAGAUCCUGCGCUUCUUCAACUGGACGUACGUGUCCACGGUGGCGUCGGAGGGCGACUACGGCGAGACGGGCAUCGAGGCCUUCGAGCAGGAGGCCCGGCUGCGCAACAUCUGCAUCGCCACGGCCGAGAAGGUGGGCCGCUCCAACGCCAAGAAGUCGUACGACGCCGUGGUGCGGCAGCUCCUGCAGAAGCCCAACGCCCGGGUGGCGGUGCUGUUCAUGCGCAGCGACGACGCCCGCGAGCUGCUGGCCGCUGCCACCCGCCUCAACGCCUCCCUCACCUGGAUCGCCAGCGACGGCUGGGGCGCCCAGGAGAGCAUCGUCAAGGGCAACGAGAGGGCGGCGGACGGGGCCAUCACCCUGGAGCUGGCCGCCCACCCCGUGGCGGAGUUCAACCGCUACUUCCAGCACCUCGGCCCCCUCAGGAACAGGCGCAACCCCUGGUUCAGGGACUUCUGGGAGCAGAAGUUUCAGUGCUCCCUGGCGCCGGGCGGGGACGGGGCGAGGGACAGGGAGAGGGAGAGGGAGAGGGACAGGGAGCCGUGCGGGGCGGACCUGGCCAUCGACGACUCCAACUUCGAGCCGGAGUCCAAGAUCAUGUUCGUGGUGAACGCGGUGUACGCCAUGGCCCACGCCCUGCACGAGAUGCAGCGGACGCUGUGCGCCAACACCACGCGGCUCUGCGACGCCAUGAAAUCCCUGGACGGGAGGAAACUGUACAGGGACUACCUGCUCAACCUCAACUUCAAGGCACCUUUCUCUCCUCCCGGGGUGGACAGCGUGGUGAAAUUCGACGCCUACGGCGACGGGUUGGGGCGCUACAACAUCUUCAACUACCAGCAGGGGGCGGGGAAGUACUCCUACGUGCAGGUGGGGGAGUGGGCGGAGUCGCUGAGCCUGAGCGGCGAGCUGAUUCGCUGGCCGCGGGAGGCGUCGGCCCCGCCCACCUCGCAGUGCAGCGACCCGUGCGCGCGCAACGAGAUGAAGAAGAUGCAGGCGGGCGAGUACUGCUGCUGGAUCUGCACGCCCUGCGAGGACCACGAGUACCUGGCCGACGAGUUCACCUGCGCCCCCUGCGGGGCGGGCCGGUGGCCCCGCCCGGACCUGACCGGCUGCUACGACCUGCCCGAGGACUACAUCAAGUGGGCGGACGCCUGGGCGGCGGGGCCGGUCGCCGUGGCCUGCGCCGGCUUCCUCAGCACCGCCCUGGUGGCCGCCGUGUUCGCCCGGCACAACGACACGCCGCUGGUCAAGGCGUCGGGCCGCGAGCUCUGCUACAUCCUGCUGCUGGGCGUCUUCAUGUGCCACGGCAUGACCUUCUUCUUCAUCGCCAAGCCGUCGCCUGCCACCUGCGCCAUGCGGCGGCUGGGCCUGGGCACGUCCUUCGCCGUCUGCUACGCGGCGCUGCUCACCAAGACCAACCGCAUCGCCCGCAUCUUCGGCGGCGGCGCCAGGGAGGGCGCCCAGCGGCCGCGCUUCAUCAGCCCCAGCUCGCAGGUCUUCAUCUGCCUGAGCCUGAUCUCCGUGCAGCUGGCGCUGGUGUCCGUCUGGCUGCUGCUGGAGGUGCCCGGCACGCGCCGCUUCACGCUGCCCGAGCGCCGGCAGACGGUGGUGCUCAAGUGCAGCGUGCGCGACUCCAGCAUGCUGCUCUCGCUCUCCUACGACGUGGUGCUGGUGGCGCUCUGCACCGUCUACGCCUUCAAGACGCGCAAGUGCCCCGAAAACUUCAACGAGGCCAAGUUCAUCGGCUUCACCAUGUACACCACCUGCAUCAUCUGGCUGGCCUUCCUGCCCAUCUUCUACGUCACCUCCAGCGACUACCGGGUGCAGACCACCACCAUGUGCAUUUCGGUCAGCCUGAGCGGCUUCGUGGUCCUGGGGUGCAUGUUCGCCCCCAAGGUCCACAUCAUCAUGUUCCAGCCGCAGAAGAACGUCACCAGCCACCGGCACAACCCCGCCCGGUUCAGCGUCAGCGGCCCCGCCACCACCUACUCUACUGCUUCCGCGGCUGCCCAGUACGUUCCCGCCAUCUGCAACGGGAGGGAGAUCGUCGACUCCACCACGUCCUCCCUGUGACCUCCGUUUGACCCCUGACCCCUGACCCCAGCCCUUAGACUGUUAGCGAAUUUGCACAUAUUGUGCACCUCCUGUGAACUAGUACCAUUUAUGUAGAAAGUGUGUAUUAAAUUAUUUUUAAAGGCUGUACAUAGUAACUGACAUUGUUGUAGAGAGAGAGAGAAA
This is a messenger RNA of Anguilla rostrata (American eel), 3338 nucleotides long. RefSeq names its product metabotropic glutamate receptor 3-like. The coding region runs from base 495 to 3173 and encodes 892 amino acids. Gene Ontology annotation, molecular function: group II metabotropic glutamate receptor activity. NCBI's taxonomy places the organism in Eukaryota, Metazoa, Chordata, Actinopteri, Anguilliformes, Anguillidae. Gene Ontology annotation, cellular component: plasma membrane. The record is from RefSeq and is a predicted model, not a curated record. Gene Ontology annotation, biological process: regulation of synaptic transmission, glutamatergic; G protein-coupled glutamate receptor signaling pathway. The transcript has 7 exons.